Molecule: messenger RNA, 2608 nt
Organism: Ictalurus punctatus (channel catfish)
Lineage: Eukaryota; Metazoa; Chordata; Actinopteri; Siluriformes; Ictaluridae
Gene: lcp2a
Product: lymphocyte cytosolic protein 2a
Exons: 21
Coding region: 599-2083 (494 amino acids)
Biological process (GO): intracellular signal transduction; cell surface receptor protein tyrosine kinase signaling pathway
Molecular function (GO): protein binding
Source: RefSeq, a predicted model, not a curated record
UAUACUUGUGAAGAAAUGUCUGUAUUCACAGGUUUAAGGCUGAACAGUAAAAAUAGAUUUUUGAGUGAAACAGUGUGGGCAAGGAAGUUAACAGAAACAUGUUAAUUUCUUUCUCGCUAAAGGACUUGUACUUCCCCUAUUUGUUACCAAUGUGAUCAACAGGAAACCUACAGGGAAGUUCUCUUAUUCUUUCUUUUCUCGGUGCAUUCAGUCAAAUCCUGGGUCUUGCUGAUUUUAAAGAUAUAUACAUGUACUAUGGAGUAAUUUGGUCAAUUUUUCUAAAUUAUUUAACUUUGUAACCAUAUAGGAACUUUUUAAGCUUGCUGGUUUUUGUCUUCUGGCCAUCUUCACAAGUUUUUUGCUAGCUUUUUUUUCUCUCGUGUCUUACCACACUUCUUGCGGGUAGAUCGUCUCAAGCUUUUCACAGUGUUUAUCUGUAGACUGACAAAUGGAUGGUGAAACAUCUUUUCAGCUUUCCAGCUGUCAUGUAUCUUGUGUGAUGUGAAGUUACAGUUGAAGGAAAGGCUGCUGUUUUGGGAACCGAGUUAUUUCUUUCUUUCUUUUUUUUCUUAUACUGAAGAGUGGUAAACUUGAAACCAUGAGUUUUGAUAGUAUUCCUUCUAAAUCAGAGGUCAUGGGUUGGGAUCCACCUCACUUAGCUGACUUUUUGAGAAGGCGAGAUCUGGCUGGCUGUGACAAAGUCGUUAUGAAAAGUGGAAUAACCGGGCACAGAUUUCUGAAUAUGUCAGAUAAUGACCUUCAAAAGUUCCCUAAAAUUCAUGCUCCACUCAUCUCCAAGAUCUCCCGGGAAAUCAACAAAAAAGAGGAGAAGAGAGGAUUUUUCCAAUUAAGAUCCUCUGCACCCAAGUACCAAGAAGCAGAUUUGCCUGCGGAGGACCAAGGCUGGGGUUCUGAAGAGUUUGAAAGCGAUGAUGAUUACGAGAGUCCAAAUUCAAACGAUGAAGGAGAAGGCAGUGGUGGAGAUUAUGAAUCAGCAGCAGAUGCUGGAGUGGACAGUGAUAAUGACUACGAGCCGCCCCCAAGUGAGCCGCCUGAUGACGUACAGCAUCACCAAAUCUGUGCUGCCAAGCACAGCAACAGCGAGUACAUUGAUCGAUCUUCAGUCAAAAGCCAGCCACCAGUGCCUCCAGCACGGCCCGGGCCUGGUCCUGGUCCUCCACUUCCUGCCAUGGGACGCCCGAGUAUUGUUGGGACAUUCCCAAGGACAGAACAGUCUCCUCAAAGGACUCCGAGACCUCCUCCUCCUGAUCGCAGUAAAAAACCAGGGAGUCUGGAAAGGGGGGCUACUAAUAAAGGUGGGAAUGUCAGUACCUCACUCGAGAGGAGUGUCAAGCCGCCAGCAAGGAAUGCUGGAAUGGAUAAGCUUUUGGAGCCUCCACGAAUGGCCAAACCUCCACUACCCACAGCAGGAGGGGUGCGGAGAAGUGCCUCCUCUGUUAAUCCUGGUCAAUCUUAUAACAGACAAUCUCCUGAUCCCAGAGCUGAGUUACUUGAUGAUAGUGCCAGGUCCAGCUUCACCUUUCCUCACUCCAAGCACGCCAGGAAUCCAUCACCAAGACCACAACCACAUGGUCCUGGAGGUCCACCUGACAGUAUUAAUCAGACUGCAUCUCUACCUCCAAGACUGCAUGAUGCAAUGAGAGGGGGUAGCUCGAGAAUUCCCCCACAACAACCAAUGAGGCCUUCUGAUCUAAAUUCAAGAGGAGAGCAGGAUAUGGACCCUUUAUGGUAUGUGGGACAGGUUACACGUGGUCAGGCAGAAGGCAAUCUGAGAAGGGUAAACAUGGAUGGAGCAUUCUUGGUACGGGACAGCUCAAAGGGCUCUGCCACCCAGCCUUACACACUCAUGGUACUGUACCAGAACAAAGUCUUCAACAUUCAGAUUCGGAAAGCUCAGGACGGCUUCCUGCUUGGUACUGGCCUUAAAUCUUCUGAGAUCUUUCAAAGUGUCAAUGACAUUAUCAACCAACACAAGCAGAUGCCACUGCUGCUGAUUGAUGCGAAAAACCGUGGAAUGGGUCAACAAAACCAGUGUGCUCUGAGUUACCCUGCUGGAUUUUGACUCUCAAAAGGACAACAUAGUAGAGUGGGCAGUUAUAUCACACGUCAUGACAGGAAAAACACCACUAUGUACAAAUACUUUCCCAGAGGGAUCAUAAAGACAUGGCGACAAACAUUUGUUACUUGUAUGUUUUUGGACGCAGUCACAUCAAUAAGCUGGAUGUGCAUCUUGCUAUUGAUAAAUUGAUAUAUAGUCAUGGGGAAGUGUGAGUGUGCUGCUCUUUAGAGUUUAAUGAAGAAAAUAAGGUAUAUAGAUAGAAAUAUAUAUACGCUAAGAUAUAGAACUGGAGACCAGAUGGCGACCAGGACAAACCAAGUGCAUGAGUCAAUCAUGGCUUGAGCUAAAUCUAUCAAGAUUUUUUGUUGUUGUUGUUGCUUUCUGUUUUUCAGAUUAAUAUUCUCAAAUAUUUAUGUGUUUACAUGUAUGGUCAUUCAAACUGAAAUGCUUGGAUAUCGUUUGGUGAUGGGUUUUUUAAUUUAAUUUUUUAUUUUUAUUUUGCUUGAAUAAAAUUCUCUGCAGCUCUAA